UUGAUCUGCGUCACAUCCUGUGAAACAAGGCUACAUGUUUCAAAUGGUUCAUGACUUGAUAGUUUUAUUCCGUAAAAAAACUCAGCAAAUGUGAUUUAAAAAUGAAUUACAUGCCGGGGACAGCCAGCCUCAUUGAGGACAUCGACAAGAAGCACCUCGUUCUGCUGAGAGACGGGAGAACGCUGAUCGGGAUCCUCAGGAGCAUAGAUCAGUUCGCCAACCUGGUUCUGCACCAAACGGUGGAGCGGAUCCACGUGGGUAAAAAGUUCGGAGACAUCCCUCGAGGGAUCUUCGUGGUCCGAGGAGAAAAUGUGGUCCUGCUGGGAGAAGUCGAUCUGGAUAAAGACUGCGAUCAGAUCCUGCAGAGAGUCUCCAUCGAGGAGAUCCUGGAGGAGCAGCGGGUGGAGCAGCAGGCCAAGCAGGAGUCGGAGCGGCUGAAGCUGCAGGCGGUGAAGGAGCGAGGAUUAUCCAUCCCCAAAGCGGACACGCUCGACGACUUCUGAAAGAUUACGUGUGUAUGUUUCAGUUUCAGCACGUUUACGUUCAGGAGGGACGAGACGUACGUCACGUUUAAAACGUUCACUACACAAACGUGACUUUUUUUUUUUUUUCUUUUUUCUUUUUAAUGAGAGAUUGCAUCACAAAAAUGAGAUGUGAUGACUUUAUUUUGUUUGUUUGUUUGUUUGUUUUUUUCUUUUUAAAGCAGUCGCUCUGAAUCGACUGUAGCCGUCCGCCAUCUUUAAUUUCCCUUUUAUGGAAAUGGAAAUGGAUGAUGGACAAAAAAAAAAUCUGAAGCACUUCAGCCUGCUGGCUUUUAGUUUCUACGUAACGAAAGAAUAAUAACGAAACCUUAAACUCAGUGUUUUGUUGUUGUUUGUGGGUUUUUUUUGGUAUGUUGUGUAAAAUCACGCUGUACAACAAUGAGGAUAUUUUCGUUCCAUUAAAACCUGUUUUGUAAGGAA
Pangasianodon hypophthalmus (striped catfish) is the source of this 962-nucleotide messenger RNA. It is a transcript of the gene lsm1, whose product is annotated as LSM1, U6 small nuclear RNA associated. The record is from RefSeq and is a predicted model, not a curated record. Gene Ontology annotation, cellular component: P-body; Lsm1-7-Pat1 complex. The transcript has 4 exons. The coding region runs from base 102 to 503 and encodes 133 amino acids. Gene Ontology annotation, biological process: deadenylation-dependent decapping of nuclear-transcribed mRNA. Gene Ontology annotation, molecular function: RNA cap binding. NCBI's taxonomy places the organism in Eukaryota, Metazoa, Chordata, Actinopteri, Siluriformes, Pangasiidae.